GCUGGGUGGUGUCCUGGCAGGCGCUGAGCGGAGAUCUUGCAGGCAGUGGCCUUGUCGUCGAAGUCUGGCCUUUCCCGAGGCCGAAAGGUGAUGCUGUCAGCGCUGGGCAUGCUGGCGGCAGGGGGUGCGGGGCUGGCUGUGGCUCUACAUUCGGCUGUGAGUGCCAGUGACCUGGACCUGCACCCCCCCAGUUAUCCGUGGUCUCACAGUGGCUUCCUCUCUUCCUUGGACCACACCAGCAUCCGGAGGGGCUUCCAGGUAUAUAAGCAGGUGUGCUCCUCCUGCCACAGCAUGGACUUCGUGGCUUACCGACACCUGGUGGGCGUGUGCUACACGGAGGAUGAAGCUAAGGCGCUGGCUGCGGAGGUGGAGGUUGAAGAUGGCCCCAAUGAAAACGGGGAGAUGUUCAUGCGGCCAGGGAAACUAUUCGAUUAUUUCCCAAAACCAUACCCCAACACUGAGGCUGCUCGAGCUGCCAACAACGGAGCAUUGCCUCCUGACCUCAGCUACAUCGUGCGAGCUAGGCAUGGUGGUGAGGACUACAUCUUCUCCCUGCUCACGGGCUACUGCGAGCCACCCGCCGGGGUGUCACUUCGGGAAGGUCUCUACUUCAACCCCUACUUUCCUGGCCAGGCCAUUGCCAUGGCCCCUCCCAUCUACACAGAUGUCCUGGAGUUUGACGAUGGCACCCCAGCUACCAUGUCCCAGAUAGCGAAGGACGUGUGCACCUUCCUGCGCUGGGCAUCUGAGCCAGAGCACGACCAUCGAAAACGCAUGGGGCUCAAGGUAAAAGGGUUGGGAGAAGGCCAUGGUGGGUAUCAGAGAAGGGCUGAGAGCUGGGCAGGGCUCCUCCCCACUCCCUUCUCUGAGCCUUCCUCGUCCCCAGAUGUUGAUGAUAGCGGCUCUGCUAGUGCCCCUGAUCUUCAUCAUGAAGCGGCACAAGUGGUCAGUCCUGAAGAGUCGGAAGCUGGCGUAUCGGCCGCCCAAGUGACCCUGUCCAGUGUCUGCUUGCCAUCCUGCCAGAACAGGCCCUCAAGCCCAAGAGCCAUCCCAGGCCUGUUCAGCCUCAGCUGGCUAACCCCUGUUUGUCUGGAAAAAGAGGCAAGGGGACAGGAGACCAGGCCCUAGCUCUGGGCCCUCCUUCAGCCCCCAUCAUGGGAAUAAAUUAAGUUUCUCAAUGUA
Messenger RNA from Mandrillus leucophaeus (drill), 1182 nucleotides. Its product is annotated as cytochrome c1, heme protein, mitochondrial. Gene Ontology annotation, molecular function: heme binding; electron transfer activity. NCBI's taxonomy places the organism in Eukaryota, Metazoa, Chordata, Mammalia, Primates, Cercopithecidae. The transcript has 5 exons. The record is from RefSeq and is a predicted model, not a curated record. The coding region runs from base 91 to 1128 and encodes 345 amino acids. Gene Ontology annotation, biological process: mitochondrial electron transport, ubiquinol to cytochrome c.